AUGCUGGUGGUCAGGCGCAGGUUGACAGGUUCCAGAGAAGAGGAGCUUGCCAGGGUGCGGUCAGCCUUUGUUUCAAGGGUAUCUGCAGAAAUUCUUACACAGCUCCUUGAAGCCCUUGUAAGUGAUGGUGUUUUAAAUGAAUUGGAGAAAGAAUCGACACUGGAGGAGAACUCAGUCAGAGCAGAUAAGGCACGGUGCACCAUCGACACAGUGAGGAAGAAAGGGGACAGAGCCUGUAAGAUAAUGAUCAGACAUCUUCAGAGAAUAGAUCCAUUUCUCUUCUCUCAGCUGCGUUUAUAUUCGGAUCCAUCUGCUCAGCAGGAGGCUCUUCAGAACUGUCAGCCUUUCCUUAAAUCUAAGCUGAAGAAGAAGUUCCAGUGUGUUUUUGAGGGCAUCGCUAAAGCAGGAAACCCAACCCUUCUGAAUCAGAUCUACACAGAGCUCUACAUCACAGGGGGAGGAAUAGCCGAAAUCAGUGAUCAACAUGAGAUCAGACAGAUUGAAAUAGCUUUUAAGAAAGCAGACAGAUCAGAAAGAGUAAUCAGACGAGAAGACAUCUUUAAACCCUCACCUGGAAGAGAUGAACCAAUCAGAACAGUGCUGACAAAGGGAGUGGCUGGCAUUGGGAAAACAGUCUUAACACAGAAAUCCACCCUGGACUGGGCUGAAGACAAAGCCAACCAGGACAUCCAGUUCAUGUUUCCAUUCACUUUCAGAGAGUUGAAUGUGCUGAAAGAGGAAAAGUUCAGCUUGGUGGAACUUGUCCAUCACUUCUUUAAUGAAACCAAAGAAGCAGGAAUCUGUAACUUCGAAGACUUCCAGGUUGUGUUCAUCUUUGAUGGUCUGGAUGAGUGUCGACUUCCUCUGGACUUCCACAAAACUAAGAUCCUAUCUGACCCAAGAAAGUCCACCUCAGUGGAUGUACUGCUGAUAAACCUCAUCAGGGCGAACCUGCUCCCCUCUGCUCGCCUCUGGAUAACCACACGACCUGCAGCAGCCAAUCAAAUCUCUCCUGAAUGUGUUGACAUGGUGACAGAGGUCAGAGGGUUCACUGACCCACAGAAGGAGGAGUACUUCAGGAAGAGAUUCUGUGCUAACAAACAUGUCAGCAGGAUCAUUUCCCACAUCAAGACAUCACAAAGCCUCCGCAUCAUGUGUCACAUCCCAGUCUUCUGCUGGAUCACUGCUACAGUUCUGGAGGAUGUGCUGAAAACCAGAGAGGGAGGACAGCUACCCACGACCUUGACUGAGAUGUACAUCUACUUCCUGGUGGUUCAGGCCAAAGUGAAGAAGGUCAAGUAUGAUGGAGGAGCUGUGACAGAUCCACAUUGGGAUCCAGAAAGCAGGAAGAUGAUUAAAUCUCUUGGAAAACUGGCUUUUGAUCAGCUGCAGAAAGGAAACCUGAUCUUUUAUGAAUCAGACCUGACAAAGUGUGGCAUCGAUAUCAGAGCAGCCUCAGUGUACUCAGGAGUGUUCACACAGAUCUUUAAAGAGGAGAGAGGACUGUACCAGGACAAGGUGUUCUGCUUCAUCCAUCUGAGUGUUCAGGAGUUUCUGGCUGCUCUUCAUGUCCAUCUGACCUUCAUAAACUCUGGCCUCAAUUUGCUGGAAGAACAAACAACCUCCCAGAACUCUGAAAGAGAAGAAUCUGAGGAGAAAUACUUCUACCGGAGUGCUGUUGACAAGGCUUUAGAGAGUCCAAAUGGACACCUGGACUUGUUCCUCCGCUUCCUCCUGGGUCUUUCACUACAGACCAAUCAGACUCUCCUACGAGGUCUGCUGACACAGACAGGAAGUAGCUCACAGACUAAUCAGAGAACCGGAAAGUACAUUAAGAAGAAGCUCAGUAAGAUUCUGUCUGCAGAGAAAAGCAUCAAUCUGUUUCACUGUCUGAAUGAACUGAAUGAUCGUUCUCUAGUGAAGGAGAUCCAACAGUCCCUGAGAUCAGGAAGUCUCUCCACAGAUGAAUUGUCUCCUGCUCAGUGGUCAGCUCUGGCCUUCAUUUUACUGUCAUCAGAAAAAGAUCUGGAUGUGUUUGACCUGAAGAAA
Messenger RNA from Pelmatolapia mariae (spotted tilapia), 2049 nucleotides. RefSeq names its product protein NLRC3-like. The transcript is spliced from 3 exons. The annotation marks the transcript as partial. Gene Ontology annotation, biological process: intracellular signal transduction; regulation of apoptotic process. Lineage: Eukaryota; Metazoa; Chordata; Actinopteri; Cichliformes; Cichlidae. The record is from RefSeq and is a predicted model, not a curated record.